This is a messenger RNA of Folsomia candida, 1246 nucleotides long. RefSeq names its product malate dehydrogenase, mitochondrial (gene Mdh2). Gene Ontology annotation, cellular component: mitochondrion; cytoplasm. The record is from RefSeq and is a predicted model, not a curated record. Bases 140 to 1171 code for a protein of 343 amino acids. Gene Ontology annotation, biological process: carboxylic acid metabolic process; tricarboxylic acid cycle. Gene Ontology annotation, molecular function: L-malate dehydrogenase (NAD+) activity. The transcript is spliced from 6 exons. Lineage: Eukaryota; Metazoa; Arthropoda; Collembola; Entomobryomorpha; Isotomidae.
UUAUUGCUGGCAGUAGAGCAACGAGCCGAACCCAGUUCUCUGAUUUUCUUCCUUCAACAACUCCAGCAGACCACAUUUUUCCUCUCUCUCUUUCUUCUUGUCCCUUUUAGGAAACUUUUAGGACACUUUUUUGGGAAAUAUGUUCUCCAGACUCGCCAAGUCGACCACACCCGUCGCCGCCCAGUUCAUCGCCAAUGGGGGCAGGAACAUUUCCACCUCAAAUCCGAGGAAUGUGAAGGUGGCCGUGAUGGGAGCGAGUGGGGGGAUUGGUCAGCCUCUCUCCCUCCUCCUUAAGCACUCCCAACUGAUCAGUGAGCUCAACCUCUUCGACAUUGUCCACACUCCGGGGGUAGCCGCUGACUUGAGCCAUAUCGAGACGAGGUGCAAGGUGAAGGGGUUCGUGGGUAACGAUCAGCUCAAGGACUCACUCAAGGGCGUCGACAUUGUUAUCAUCCCUGCCGGCGUGCCACGUAAACCAGGAAUGACCCGGGACGACUUGUUCAACACCAACGCUUCUAUUGUGAGAGAUUUGGCCGCCGCGACGGCUGCCGUUGCUCCAAAGGCGCUGAUUGGUAUCAUUUCAAACCCUGUGAAUAGCACGGUCCCCAUUGCAUCUGAAGUGUUCAAGAAAGCUGGGGUUUACGAUCCCAAGAGGAUAUUUGGAGUCUCAACAUUAGACGUUGUUCGAGCCAACACCUUCAUUGCAGAUGCUAAGGGCCUUGACCCUGCUCAAGUGAACUGUCCCGUCAUCGGUGGUCAUUCUGGGGUCACCAUAAUUCCCCUCAUUUCGCAGUGCAAACCGCAAGUUCAGUUUCCACAAGACAAGCUUACAGCUUUAACGGAGCGAAUUCAGGAGGCUGGAACUGAAGUUGUAAAGGCAAAGGCUGGAGCAGGCUCCGCAACGCUGUCGAUGGCGUACGCUGGUGCACGAUUCACUUUCUCCCUCCUCAGGGCACUCAAGGGGGAGCAAGGCGUUAUCGAAUGUGCGUAUGUCAAGAGUGACAUUACCGAAGCUACCUAUUUCGCCACUCCAAUCCUUCUCGGGCCCAACGGUGUGGAGAAGAACAUGGGACUUGGAAAGCUGUCCACAUUUGAGCAAGAACUCCUUGCGAAGGCCCUACCCGAACUUAAGAAAAAUAUUGAAACCGGAGAAAAAUUUAUAAACAAGUAGGAUAAUUCUGCAAUAACAACUUUUAACAAAGUAGUGAAACAUGUGUCUAAAUAAACAAUCAAUCCAAAACAAAUA